UUUUUUUCAGAGAAACCUAGAGAGCCUUAUGGUAUAUUAGACACUUGGUGCUGCUACGUUGCUUAUAAACAGGAGAACCUUGAAUUUUGCUUAAUCAUUUCAGAAGGCUAAGCAAUAUUUCACGAUGAGAUUCGUGAGGUUUAUUAUGAAGAAUUCGGCCUUGGCCAGCGUCCCUAAACACAUCGAGCACUUCUCCAAAUUUUCACCAUCUCCUCUGUCUAUGAAGCAAUUUCUUGAUUUCGGUUCAACAAACGCGUGUGAAAAAACUUCAUUUGUCUUCUUGAGGCAAGAGCUCCCGGUGCGACUGUCCAACAUCAUGAAAGAAAUCAACUUACUCCCAGACAGAUUGCUUACUACUCCAUCGGUGCAGAUGGUGCAUGGCUGGUAUGUUCAGAGUUUAAUGGAGAUUCUUGAGUUCCUGGAUAAAAGUCCCACAGACCACCGAGUUUUGGGAGAGUUUGUAGAAACCCUGGUGAAUAUCAGAAAUAGACAUAACGAUGUUGUUCCUACAAUGGCUCAAGGUGUGAUUGAGUACAAAGAAGCUUUUGGCCAAGAUCCGCUCACUAAUCAGAACAUCCAGUACUUCUUAGACCGAUUCUACACAAGCCGAAUCUCCAUUCGUAUGCUUAUCAACCAGCACACCCUGAUUUUUGACGGUACCACAAAUCCUGUUCAUCCCAACACCAUUGGAUGUAUUGAUCCUCACUGUCAAGUAGCAGACGUGAUCAAAGAUGCCUAUGAGAGUGCCAAGAUGCUCUGUGACCAGUACUACCUCAGCUCCCCAGACCUGGUGCUGCAAGAACAGAACACUAACAACAUGAACAUGCAAAUUAGCAUAGUGUACGUGCCUUCUCAUCUCUACCAUAUGCUGUUUGAGUUAUUCAAGAAUGCUAUGAGGGCAACUAUUGAAAACCAUAAAGAAGGCUCCAAUCUUCCACCUAUUGAAGUUAUGGUAGCUAUUGGAGGAGAGGACCUUUCCAUCAAGAUGUCUGACAGGGGUGGUGGAGUCCCGUUCAGGAAGAUGGAGAAUCUUUUCAGUUACAUGUAUUCAACAGCCCCGACUCCUCAGAUUGGCCAGCAUAGAACUCCUCUGGCUGGCUUUGGCUAUGGGCUGCCAAUCACUCGCCUCUAUGCAAAGUAUUUCCAGGGAGACCUCCAGCUGUACUCUAUGGAGGGUUAUGGCACUGAUGCUGUUAUUCACCUGAGGGCUUUAUCCACUGACUCUGUGGAAAGGCUUCCGGUGUAUAACAAGACAGCUCUGCGGAACUACAAAGUAAGCCAGGGAGCAGAUGACUGGUGUGUGCCAAGCAGAGAGCCGCUGGACCUGGCAGUAUUCCGGCUGGCCAAAUGAAGACCUUCUGCUUGUCUGGAGUCUCCUGGCUCCAAGUAAAGACAGUCCUUGCAUUAGAGUUCUCACAUGGGGACCAGAGAGAGCAAUAUGGCGUCUGCUUGAAGCCAGAUACUCAACACUUCAGCCUUAUGGUGUCUAUCGUUUUACUAGUUAAUGCAUGUAAUGGCUUUACAUCUGCACCAUAAUCAACCCAUGAUUAGUUUUUGUGGUUUGCAAAAAUCUUUUUUCCACAGUGUUACUUGUAGACCAAGCAUGCGUGAGUUGAGUAUCAUAACAAAGCCAAAAACGGUCAAAGAUUACAGCGUUCUCUUAGUAAAGGUGGAGUAUCACAGUGUAGGAGAGCCUGAGCUGGAAAGUUGUUAGUGUGUAGGUGGAGGGCAGCACGAUCUUCCAGGGCAGAUGGUGGAGUCAGUGUGUAGGAUCAGGCAGGAGCAUAGCAACUUCAUUGGUGCCAUGAGAGAAAGGGCCAAAGUGAGUUGUUGUUGUUGGAAGUCGAAUAAGAAUAAUACAGCGAAUUUGUAGAAGAGUACAUAAGCAGAUCUCAGUGUUGAGUUAUAACAUAUUAUCAUCUGAGGUUAAUGCAGUCGUGACAGGGAGUAUUUCGUAGAACAUCCAUCUUCCAUAUCACAGAUGAUGAAGAAAAGUGGACCAUAUUUAGAGACCAGAAUUGAAAACCUAUGGGUUCAUGAAUCAUCUCAGUGAUGUGACAUGAUUACAUUACAAAAUCAGGAAGAAAAAAACACUGAUGCAACAGUGUUUACUGAGAAAUCUGACUAACGGACAUAGGAGUGUAAUGCAAUGGUUGAUUCCAUAACUAAGGUUUUGAACAUUUCUGUUUUAAAAUUUUCACAACCAUUGUCUCUUUGCUAUUGAGUUCAAUCAAUAUGUAUUCUCGCUUACAUAUUACACUGAUAUAUUGUAUUCUUAAUUGUUGUAUGUAUGGCCAGUUUACAAAAAGAUAUUCUUCCAAUUUUGAACAUUUUCUGUGCCUCAACUUUUGGAAGUGUCUUUACUGUAUUAAACAAACCAGCCGUUCUGAACUUGAACCAUGCAGCCCUUAAGUAUUCUUUGUUAUUUCUAUCAUGUUUGCUUACCUUUUAUAUGAGCCUAUUAACUUCAUGUCUGAAUGUGUUAUAUUUUUAUGAUAAAAUCUAUUUUCCAUUGUAUGCAUAAUGUAUGUAAAUAUAAUGGAAAUAAACAUGACAUUUCAUUGCAUAUCCCUGCA
Tachysurus vachellii is the source of this 2576-nucleotide messenger RNA. RefSeq names its product pyruvate dehydrogenase kinase 2a (gene pdk2a). Gene Ontology annotation, biological process: regulation of glucose metabolic process; protein phosphorylation. The record is from RefSeq and is a predicted model, not a curated record. Gene Ontology annotation, molecular function: pyruvate dehydrogenase (acetyl-transferring) kinase activity. Gene Ontology annotation, cellular component: mitochondrion. NCBI's taxonomy places the organism in Eukaryota, Metazoa, Chordata, Actinopteri, Siluriformes, Bagridae. The coding region runs from base 125 to 1351 and encodes 408 amino acids. The transcript has 11 exons.